UGUGUUCUGAUACACAACGCAUAUAGUGUCUUGUCUGUAAAAUUUAAAGAUAUAUCGGCGUUUAGACGUAUUGUGAAUUGCGGAAAAGUUGUAAAAUGGUUUAGGUGUGUUUCAGUGAAUCGAAAGAUCCAGUAGGCGUUUUUCUCCAGGCCAGUGUCCAUAAAAGUGAUGUCUGAAUGAAUUUCUCACGCUUUUUAGACAUUCAGUCAUGGUGGGAAGUACCCAGCAUAGCAUACUUUUGUUCCUUAUUCAGGACAGCUUUCAAUCUUCUGGAUUUUGACAUCGAAGAAUUAGAAGAGGCUCUUCUGACAGAUGGCACAGAAGAAACGGGUAGUUCUCUUUUGACCGAACUGAUAGUGCGCCUCUUGAACGGUUGCUUAGGCAACAAUGACAUCUCUGCUUUUAAUUAUCAGAUGUAUUUGAGGCGUUUGUUUAGGAGAAAAUGUCAAGAGCAUGGAAGAUACAACCCAUUCAAUACUGAUAUUGAUUUUCAAUUUUUACCCCUGAGGACAAAAGUUGAGAUAUUGUAUGCGUUAUGUGAUUUUCGGUUAGAUGCUGAAGACGUAUUUGACCUGUUCAAGAACUUAGAAGCUGAAAGUCUACGCGUAGAGCCACUAGGAUGGGAUGACAAUGAUUCUGCUUACUGGUACUUUUAUGGCACAAGAUUGUAUAGGGAGGACAUAAUAAAAAAACCAAGGGCCAAAAAUAGGAGAAGGAAAAGGGAGAGUAGAAAGAGAGGCUGGUUUUAUGGAGAUGAUUGGCUUGACGACGAAGAUACUGAUCGUGUUUGGCAAGUGGUGUGUUUUACGGAGGCAGAUUGGAGCCACCUGACAGAGAAGUUCAAUGAUGCUACCAGCAAGGUUGAAAAGGAACUUCAUAGAUCUCUCUCACAAAAUUUUCUGCCAGAAAUACCAAGGCUGUUUGAAGAAAAAGAACGUUUACAAAGGAAAAGGUUACUAGAACUGGCACCGCGUCGUACAUCGAGCCGUGUGCUGCAAAAAAUCAAGCAGAAGGAAGAAGAAGAAACAAAACAGAGUGCUGAUGAAUCUAAGGACGAAGACAGCAAGGAAACACCCAACGUCGCUCGUGAAAACCGAGCUAGGCGACGCGAACAGCUAAGGACAAAAUCUGAAUCGUCAGAUUCAUCGGACAGUUCAUCCAGUGACCAGGAAGAAAUGCCUCAAAAGGUUACUAGACCAUCCAGGUCCAGAGAUAAGAAGUCAAAAAACUCAUCAGCUACCAAUAAAGGGGAACCACCACCAGAACCCGUGGUUAAAACCGGAAGGAAAACUAACAAUUCGCUGGCAGCCGCUACUGGUCAAAUAGUUAUACCAGAAAAUGACGAGCCAGUCAAUAGCACUCGGCGAAAGCUCAAGACGUCACAAAUUUUCAGUCAAACCGAAGAAGAUGUGCAAACCGAUAUGUACAAAGUGCUAGAACAGUUAUCAGCACAUGAAGAUGCCUGGCCUUUCAUGGACCCUGUUGAAGAAGAGUAUGCUCCUAAUUAUUACGCAGUCAUUCGGCGGCCAAUGGAUCUCCGCAAAAUGGAGGAACGUCUAGAUAGCGGAUAUUAUUCAGACUUUUCCAUGUUUAAAGCUGACUUUAAACUAAUAGUAAACAACUGCCGAUUAUACAAUGGGCAAGAUAAUGAGUAUACAACUAUGGUUGAUAACUUGCAAGCCGCUUUCGAUCGGCUCACGGAAAAAUACAUUCAUCGGCUUUCUUCCUCUGAUGAAGAAAUAGCUGUUGAAUACCAACUGCCUACUCCAUCUAGGAAGCACAAAUUAAAAACGAGCGAAACAUCGCCUGUUCGUCAAAAACGAAAGAAACAAAAAUCUCAAUCUGAACCUGUUCCAGAUGAACCCACAUCGAGUACGUCAGUAAUCAAACAAGAAGAAGAACAAGUGACACCAAAAGAAGAAGAAGAAUGUGAAGAACCUGAAAAUAGUGAAAAUACUGUUGAAGUAAACAAGGAAUCUCACAAAAGCAAACAUGACAAAGGAAAGAAAAAACGUAAAGGUCGUCGCAAACAUUCCAAGAAUCACAAAAAGAAUUCUUCAAAGAGACACAGUAAAAAACAAAAGCAUGGCAAAAACAAAGACAAAGAAGGGAAAAAAUCGAAGCGGUCUAAAAAGAAGAAUAAACAUCAUGAUACUGAACAACCACCUGAAGAAAUAAAAAGAAGUGCGUCCCAGGAGUCUUUAGAAAGUUCAAGUAGGAGUAGAAGUGCGAGUCCUCUGCCGUCCAUACACACUCCAUCGCCGUCUCCCACGGAACUCGAUAAACCAGAGCCGAGCGAUCAACUUACCGAUCCAGACUUUCUAAAAGAUAAAUAUGAUAAAAUUAAGGAAAGAAGACGACAUGCAGCAAAAGAUGCUUGGGAAUCUCUUUUUGACUAUAAGCAAAAAGUUGAAAAGCAAAAACAAACUUUAAACCUACCAGAGAAAGAAAAAAAUCAGAAAUUACGCGAAACAAUCGAAAAGUUAAAAGCUAAAAACGAAAAGUAUAAAGAUUCUUCACUUUUUAAUAGUCUUUUUGCUCCGGGAGGAUCAAAUAGUGCCAAGUACAAAGAAAGCACAAGUACAAAUAGAGAUGAUGAAGAUGAGUUUUCCGAUGAUACCAUUGACAGUGUCAAAGAGAAACCGAGUAGUAAGAAAGUAAAAAAGAGUUCAGCCAAAAACGCUUCUGCCUCUGAGGCUUUAGAACAAGCUGUAAAAGAUAUAAGCAAAUGGCUUGAUGAUGCUCCUAAAGGUUCGGCAGUCAGUUCACCUUGUGAUAGUCCUGCUCAGACUAUUUCUACAGAAGAACAAGAUAACAGUAGAAUGGACGAUGAAUCUUCUCAGGGAGAAAAGCCGAUUCUCUUUCGGAAAGAACUAUCUCGGAAACGACCAUCAUCACGCGAACCAAAAAUUUUAAGGCGCAGAGAAAUUCAAAGGACUAUUGAUAGACUACAACCAGGAAAAAGCAAGGGAAAUUUACUUACUAAUAUGUUAUGUAAUAAAAAUGGUGAUAGGUCAGAAGAUGCCAUUCCACUUGGUCCGCUUAGUAGAGCUCGUGAUAUCACCAAACUAGAUGAAUGUAGUCCUAAGCUUAGCUUAGGUUCUGUUUUACCAGGUGUUCAAUUUUCUCUUGGAUAUGACCACAAUUUUAAAAAUGGAGAUAUUAAAAAUGACAAACUAAAAGAUAUAAAAAAAAUAAAAGAUACUACGAAAGACGUUAAAAAAAUUGAAACCAUUACCCAUUAUAAAAUGGAAGAAAAAGUCGUUACUAAAAAAGACGCUGAAGUAGAAACAGAUGAUUUACCACUAAUGCAACCAAGUCAAGAAAAAGCUACUCCAAACCUUAGUGCUUGGUUCAAAGCUUUUGGAGCUCCAAAAGCUACCACUACUUCUAGUAAUACUAAAAAGAAGUCGGAAGAGACAGAAACCGAGGAAAAAACAUUGGAGAAUACUAAUAAUGAUACUAAAACGACAAGUCCAAAGAAUACAACCACUAAAUAUGACUCUCCCAAUGAUCUUAAUUCUCCUAUUCUUGAUGGAGGCGAUAGUCCACAACCAAGUGUGACUGCUACACCAAGACAGCGAAGAACCAGCACGGGAAGCUCAAUUUCAGAAAGAUCAUCAUUCAGUCAAGAUUUAGAUUCUCCUAGACAUCAAAUGUCUCAUACUUCACCACUGUUACGUUCGCCAGCAUCACCGAGAACAGAUGAUUUUCAAAAGAUUACAUAUCCUAUAAUAAAUGGUACUGUUCGUGCUGGGUUCUACCAAGACACUACUUCCGUUAAAAGUAGUCCUGAGAAAAGUUGCAGUCCAAGAGAUGCACCUCAGUCUCCUUAUUCACCAUACUCUCAACACGUCUACGCUUCUAACAGUGCCGCAGGUUCAUCCACGCCUAAUUACUUUAUUGAUCACAAUAAAAGCCCAUUGCCAACAUAUGGCCAGAAUGCUCCACCUUAUUAUGACACGUCUAAAGCACCCCAAGUCAGCAAACCUGCAAGAAUACAUGACGAUUACACGGCACUAGGUCCUGAUACUUUUCAACCGACUCAUUAUAACGGUCCAUUUUCCCCAACUGCGCCGCCAUAUCCUCCCACACAGACUACUUAUUCUCAACCUCAAGUUUCUCCACAACCAAGUGUUACAUCUACACAAACAUCAAGCACCGUACAGGUAUUGCCUGAUCCGAAGGCAACAUUAUUCCCGGUCAAAAAGCGAACAUACAGUGAACCUGAAAUCUCAUCUUCAAGAAAGCCAUCGGAAGAAAAAGAAUUGACGCCAUCUGCACCGGCGAAAAUCGAUUAUCCAAAAACGGCGCAUUCAUCUACUUUACAUUUGGUGCAAACUACUCCACCGACUUCAGUAGAUGAUAUAGCUUUAGCAUUAAGUGAAAAAAACGAAGUAUUAAAAUUGAAUACAAUACGUGAUAAAAAUAAUACUCUUGAUUACUCGGAGAGACGCACUGCGGAACCGAGAGAAAGCAUGACUUAUGAAAGUAAUGAAUUAAUACGUGACUACAAAAAAGAACCCAUUCAUAUUGAUCUUACAAAACCUGAUUCGAUCAAAAAAGACAAUAUAGAUAUGAUAAAUAUGGGUUAUAUGAACCUUGAGGAUAGAAAAGCCAAUGGGGAUUUACAUGGUGUUGAAUUUGUUGAAAGAAGCCGAGAGCCAAAACCAAAUGUCAUUCCACAGCAAAAGGGAUACGAAAUCGAAGCUAUUGCUAUUAAUCUUGGUAUUAACAAUCACCAAUUACCUAAACCACUUUCUAAGCCAACUGUCACUUGUAAUUUGACACCAGCUCACACACACGAAAGGCCUAACACUGAGAUUAGCUCAAACCAAACCAUACCCCUUGCACAUCAUAAUCAAUAUGAUAGCUUGCCUCCUAAUCAACAUAUAAGCAAUUUCUCAUUAAAUGACAUUGAAUUGGCAAAUAAAAAACUUUAUUCCUGUAAUACCACCACUUCCGCAACUGCAAUUGACUAUGGAAAUUGGAAGGUAAACCAAAUGCGAAAACCGGAAAUACAACCGUCAGAUUAUUCUGCUAAUGGAUAUACACCUAGUAAUGAAGAAAAGUUAAAAGCAGCUGAUACGUCGAAUUCAACUGCUAUAAACUAUAACAAAAAUGUACAACAUCAACAGUUUAAUAAUUACAAUACUGUACCUAGAGCGAGCAUCACACGAAGUCAAGACAUUCAACCAAGCCACUCAGCUGAAUUAAGGAUACCUAAUCCACGUGGCCUACUUAAGUGUGAUCCCAUAAGCGUGAAUACUACCAUUAGCGAGAGUGAUCCACUUCCCAAAAAUUUGGAAAUGGUUGGUAAACCACAAAAACCAGAAAAACUCAUUCAAAAUCACACAUUGGUAUCAUCUUUGUCGUAUAAAACGCCAUAUAGUACGCAUUCCGCACUUCCGAUUGAAACCUUACGGAAUUUACCGAAUAUCCCUCAAAUGUUAGAGCGGUAUUCGAACGAUGAAAGGUAUUUGUCUAGCUUUGCGAACAGUACCACAUCUCUUUAUCAUGACAAAUCUUUCCAAAUGGCACAAAUGUUUAACAAAAACAUUAAUCCAGAAGCACACCCAGUCAGUACUUCUACCAGUAUAUAUUCUCAGCCAUCAAUUGCUGCAAUGAGCAAAGAUAAUAAUCUUUAUAAAAGUCCGGUUAGCAUCGCGAGCACUCAAAUGGAUAUAAAAAAGAGUAAGCGAAAACGUACAUCGGAUGUGAAACAAUCUUCGACAUCCAUUGGACAGCCCUACCAUACAUCUACUUGCAACAGCGAUGUUUUGUCAUCGGUCAAAACUAACAUCAUACCAGGAAAUCCCUUUAACUUUGGAACUAGUCCUAACAUAGCCCUCGGUGGAAUGUACGGCGACAAUGGCGGUUUCACAAUAGAAGACUUUCGAAAUAGUACGAAUCAAAUAAUGGCCGCGAAUUAUAUGGCUGCAGCAGUUGCUCAUCAACAAAGAAGCAACGAAGCAAAUGCAGAGAAACUAGUAAAACCAGCACAUCAGAAUUCAAACCACAGUGCAAGUCCAUUUCCUUUUAUAGGGCACUCACAAGUUCGAGCUGGAUACCCUUAUGUGGCAGCAGAGCAAUCUUCACCGUUAUACCAACAGUACUUGCAGCGCUACCAGGAAGAAUUGCAGCGACAGACAGGAGCUCAAAUUAUGGGCCUUUACCCAUCAGCCUAUUCAACUCCACUUGGCGUACGACAACCGUAUGAUGCGAUAAAUCGACCUUCAUGGCUUUAAUAUUAUCUACCUCCUCAUUAUGAUGUGAGGACCCAAUUUUACAAUCCUUAUGGAUAUGACAAUUAUUAUUAAAAUAAUUAAUUUAUGUUGUUCGUAGAAUUAGCAUCUUCGUGGAAUAUUUAUCAAUUAUCAUAUUAAUCAAUGUUGUGCGAAAUUAUUGACAAGUUUAAUGUUAUUGUAAUCCAUGAAUAAAAUAUUCAUCUUGUCAAAUCUACGAUAAUGUUUCUUAGCCUGUCGUGACAAAAUACAAAUUUGUGUUGACAAUCUUUGUUACUUGUUAGAAAAAAAAAUCUUUCUUUCGAUGUGUCUAUUUAAAAAUAAAUCAAAUAAUUGUCAUGGCAACUACAUAUGUUGCAUUUAAAUGUUUACAUUAAAUAUAGGACACUUAUGUCUCUCUGUAUAUUUUUAACAUAUAAGAUAGUAAAGGUAUACUUGUAAUAAUUAUAUUUGUUCUUAAAUGUCAAGUAGAGCAGGUCUUGCAAUAACAUUAAUUAUUUAAUUAUUUUUUAAUUUUGAUAAAGUACAUUUUAUGUCACUUCAAAGUUAUAUAGCUUUAUUUUAAUGAACAUACUGCUUAAUAAGGUCAUAAGAAAUUGUAUUGUUAUUCUAUAAUUUUAAAUUUUAUGUUAGGAUUUCUUAAAUGACAUUGUUGUGUAAAUAAUUUGAGAUUUUGUUUUAAAUUAAUGUUUUAUUAGCAUUAACUAAGUAUUUCUGCUGAAUAAAAAUAAUCUUAGAUGUUUAGAUGUAUCUUUAAUUAAAUUAGGAUUAAAUGAAACAUUAUUAUUCUAAGAAAUAUUGAAAACAA
This is a messenger RNA of Nymphalis io (European peacock), 7053 nucleotides long. RefSeq lists its product as uncharacterized. Bases 177 to 6248 code for a protein of 2023 amino acids. Gene Ontology annotation, molecular function: protein binding. Gene Ontology annotation, biological process: chromatin remodeling. Gene Ontology annotation, cellular component: CERF complex. The transcript is spliced from 10 exons. The record is from RefSeq and is a predicted model, not a curated record. NCBI's taxonomy places the organism in Eukaryota, Metazoa, Arthropoda, Insecta, Lepidoptera, Nymphalidae.